This is a messenger RNA of Papaver somniferum (opium poppy), 874 nucleotides long. Its product is annotated as 17.8 kDa class I heat shock protein-like. Gene Ontology annotation, biological process: response to hydrogen peroxide; response to salt stress; response to heat. The transcript has a single exon. Bases 217 to 714 code for a protein of 165 amino acids. Lineage: Eukaryota; Viridiplantae; Streptophyta; Magnoliopsida; Ranunculales; Papaveraceae. The record is from RefSeq and is a predicted model, not a curated record.
UCGACGUUCUUCUUCCACUUUCUGGAACAAUCGACAGUGAUAUAGAAAUCUUAAUCCUUAAUUCUUCUGAAUCUAUAUGUGAUGAAUCCAAUCCUCAUAACCAUCCAAUCCAAUUCUGCAACAUAACAAACAUUCCGGAAAAUCUCAUAAUCCCAAAUCCCAAAUUCACAGUUUUCAAAUAAACCCUCGAAAAAAAACCCAAAAAUCUCAACAACAAUGUCGAUGAUUCCAAGUUUCUUCGGUAACCAGAGGACAAACGUUUUCGACCCAUUCUCACUAGACAUCUGGGAUCCAUUCCAAGAUUUCCCAUUCUCAGGUUCUUCCUCUUCUGCACUUUCGUUUCCGGCUCGUUCCGAAAUCUCAAAAGAAACAUCACAAUUGUCAAACACUAGAAUCGACUGGAAAGAAACCCCAGAAGCUCAUAUAUUCAGAGCAGAUCUUCCUGGUAUUAAAAAAGAGGAAGUGAAGGUUGAAGUUGAAGAAGGAAGAGUGCUUCAGAUAAGUGGUGAAAGAAGUAGAGACAUGGAAGAAAAGAAUGACAAAUGGCAUAGAGUUGAACGCAGCAGUGGUAAGUUUUUAAGGAGAUUCAGAUUGCCUGAGAAUGCAAAAGUCGACGAAGUUAAGGCGUCUAUGGAAAAUGGAGUACUUACUGUCAGUGUUCCUAAAGUUGAAGAGAAGAAGCCUGAAGUCAAAUCUAUUCAGAUUUCUGGUUAGAGUGAGUCUCAUUACCAAUCAAUGAAAUGCGUCUCUGCGCAAUCUAGUAUGUUGUGUGAAAUGUGAAGAAUAAAUGUGGUAGUCCGUUUAAUAGUGUCAGUGUGUCUGUAAUGGUUUAAACUUGUUUGUUAAUGAAUUAAUUAUGUUAGAGUUAUCAUCA